AUGGCUACCUCUAAGGGUCUCCCUCGCGACACGUUCGCCAAGCUCUCCCCUCACCCCUUCCUUCUCGCAAACCUCCAGCCUCCCGCACCCGCCAAUGCAGCCAGAAGCAACGGCCGCGCACCCAAUGAAGCUCGAAUCCCCAACGUCAACAUUUCCAGCUUGACACACGCGAACGGAAGCGCCGUGGUUCGUACGGGUGACACUACCGUCAUCUGCGGCGUCCGUUCCGAGACCUUACUCGCCUCCGACAUCCCCAACUUCCGCACCGCCGCGAACCUCGACGACGCAAAGCCCAGCUCGGAGCUAAAGGACUACGACUUGCUCGUCCCCAACAUCGAGCUCGCCACCGGCUGCGCACCGCAGUUCCUCCCCGGCGUACCUCCCACCACACUCGCCCAGACCUUGAGCACGAGGGUCUACUCGCUGCUGCACUCCUCCAACCUAGUCGACCCGGAGAAUCUGAGGAUAUGGCACACUCGCCCUGCCGAGAACGCCGAAGCGGAGGACGAUGACGGCGACGACAAGAUGAACGAUGACGAGGAGAAGUCAGAGGGCGAAAAGGUCGUCAUGGCGUAUUGGGUUUUGUACAUUGACAUCUUCUUUAUCUCUUUCGACGGCAACCCCUUCGACAUUGCCUGGGCCGCUAUCCUGGCCGCCCUGCGCGACACAACGAUCCCCGUCGCACGAUGGGAUGCCGACCGCGAGAUGGUCAUCUGCUCCCGAGAGAGCCCCAAACCCCUGACGCUACACGGGUUCCCUAUCGCCUGCACAGCUGGCGUCUUCACAGGAAAAGAGACGACGGACCGCCCCACUGACGGCAAGUUCUGGACUCUGGUCGACCCGGACAGAUUGGAAGAGAGUUUGUGUGACGAAGAGGUGACGGCAGUGGUGGACCGAAGUAAUGGAGAGACUAAGGUUCUGGCGAUAUCGAAGCACGGAGGAACGGUGCUCCAACCGCAGCUCAUACGGGAGUUUGUGGGCGUUGCGGAGCAGAGAUGGGAGCAGUUUUAUAAGGCCAUGGCAUGA
Colletotrichum orchidophilum is the source of this 1026-nucleotide messenger RNA. Its product is annotated as exosome complex exonuclease RRP43. The record is from RefSeq and is a predicted model, not a curated record. Gene Ontology annotation, biological process: nuclear polyadenylation-dependent mRNA catabolic process; U4 snRNA 3'-end processing; nuclear mRNA surveillance. NCBI's taxonomy places the organism in Eukaryota, Fungi, Ascomycota, Sordariomycetes, Glomerellales, Glomerellaceae. The transcript has a single exon. The coding region runs from base 1 to 1026 and encodes 341 amino acids. Gene Ontology annotation, cellular component: cytoplasmic exosome (RNase complex); nuclear exosome (RNase complex).